Molecule: messenger RNA, 5327 nt
Organism: Salvelinus fontinalis (brook trout)
Lineage: Eukaryota; Metazoa; Chordata; Actinopteri; Salmoniformes; Salmonidae
Product: protocadherin-8-like
Exons: 4
Coding region: 1938-4850 (970 amino acids)
Biological process (GO): homophilic cell-cell adhesion
Cellular component (GO): plasma membrane
Molecular function (GO): calcium ion binding
Source: RefSeq, a predicted model, not a curated record
AGCUCACUUCAAAUCAAAUCAAAUCAAAUUUUAUUUGUCACAUACACAUGGUUAGCAGAUGUUAAUGCGAGUGUAGCGAAAUGCUUGUGCUUCUAGUUCGGACCGUGCAGUAAUAUCUAACAAGUAAUCUAACAAUUUCACAACAACUACUUUAUACACACAAGUGUAAAGGAAUGAAUAAGAAUAUGUACAUAACAAUAUUGAAUUGAACCAGCAUUGCUGUGCUUGCACAGUAUAUCUAUUUUUCCCUUCAUCAAAUAAAAUAAAAUGACUUACUGAGGGUUUUAGUUAUUGUAAAAACCUCUUAGAUUGAUGUUUACUCAGAAUAAGAAGUGUUUGUGUACGAGCGUUCAGCAGUUUGUGAACAAAGACACUGCUGUAAUCAUUGGAAUGGCAGGUUCAUGUUUGAUUGAAUUCCAGACAGUUAUAAUUAAUUGAUGGUGCACUGUUCUUGGCACAGCUAAAACCAGACCCAAGCCAUCACAUUCCCUAUUGUGGAUUACCUUAUGUUAAAUUCUCUUUACCUCUUUUGUACCAGAGUCAGUAGACCAACAAGUGCUUAGUGCCCCAGUGACUAUUUUUAAGUGUGUCAUUUUUAACGCCUUCCUGUGCUUGCUCUAUCAGGGGCUCGAACAGAUUUAGCUCCAACUUGUGAAAGGUGUCAGUCAGAACUGAGCCCUUUGAAGCCCAAAACAGUAUUUGUAAUCAACACACACUAAUACCCAUAUGUUUGCCAAAAGCUAGUUGAAUAGUACACGUGUUAUUUUGUGUCAAACUUAAAUCUGGUGGACACACACACUCGAGGAGUACUAGUAGGCUACACCCCAACCACUGUUGUUGGCUAGUGUCAUCUAUGCAUGUUGACCAAAAUGUAGUCGAAGCCUGCACAAAAGGUUGAGCAAAGGUUAUUUCAAAGUUGUUUAAAGGACAAUUUGACCAAUUUUUAACCUCAUAUGAAUUAAUCUCCAGCACUGUACAAGUGUCUACAUAUGUGAACAUUGUGUAUUUAUACGUUCUUCUGGUUAAAACGAUAAGAAGAAAUGCUCAAUAUCAAUUAGGAUUACAUGAAAAGAAAACAUUUUCAAAACCUGCAAACUGUUCUAGCCAGGGAAAGGGCAUGUUCCUUCUCCUCAAAUCCCCAUGAGUCUCAUAGUGUUUGAAAAUCACUGUUUUUAAAAUGCUUUUACUUUUAGCUACAUCAUUACUUUUUAACACUAAAUUUCAUUUUCACAUAUGGAGACACUGGUGUAGUGCUGGAGAUAAAGAAUUUGAAGUUGAAAAGUGAUGGAAUUUCCCUUUAAAUACUACAAUUGGUGACAAUUUGUUCAUGGUUUGUACAUUCACAACAUAAAAGUACUUAAAUGCCAUAAUAUUAUUGGAUGGUUAACACAUGGUUAAUAAAGUAUUCACAGUAUUUAUAGUGAAUGAAUGGUACAUAUACAUUUUUGUUCAACAGUGUUGGUGAUUAUAGUUUUUCUGUAUUCAUAAACAGACCAACACAUCAGUCUCAAAUAACACAUCAGCCUCAAAUAACCUGUGAAUGAAAGUCAUUUGUUCAGAUAGAAAAAGUCCAACUGGAUUAAUAGCCUAUUGAAGAAGUGACAAUAUGUAUACUUCAAUGUGAGGCAGUUUUUCCUUAUCAUUAUAGAAUUCCAUUACCAUUGUAUUUAAAAAGACCAUUUGCACACAGUCAAUGAGAGGGGCUGCAGUAAUUGGCACAAGCCGGAAACCAAACAUGCCCCAUUUGGCUGGCCAGUUGAAUGCCAUUGGUCUAUUAGACAACUCAUUUGCAUAAAUCAAGGUUUAUAGGUCAAUGCUCUCUUUGGACUGGGUCCAAUCUAGUUGGUCGUGGCAAGCGAGCUCAACAUCACAACAAGUUUACUUCCAGCUCGUUUUCUUUAUUACGUUGUAUUUCGUCAUCUUCAUUGACCUUUAAAAUGGGAUUCUGCUGGAUUCGAGGAGUUGGUGACUGCGUGGUGCUUGCUGUUCUGUUCUACUCGGUUCAGUCUACAACUACGAGGUACUGCACGUUUGAAGAGGAUGCGCCCGGGUCAGAGAUUGGAAAUCUGUCUCAGGAUUUAAAGAUAGACCCAGCAGAGGACCCUGGAACAUCUUUCCGCUUCAUGCAGGAGACCAAUUCGUCUGUGAUUCAAAUGAGGGAGAUUGAUGGACUUUUAGCAGUUGGGGAAACGAUUGACCGAGAGCAUCUCUGCCCAAGGUCCCCCCGGUGCUUUGUCACUUUCGACAUAGUUGCUUUCUCCAAAGAAAAGUUUCAGCUGAUUCACGUGGAGAUCGAGGUAAAGGACAUCAAUGAUAACUCACCCCACUUCCUCCACAAAGAGACGACCCUUGAGAUAUCCGAGAAUGUUCAGGUGGACUCACGAUUCCCGUUGGACAUCGCUGUUGACCAUGAUGUCGGCAAUAACUACAUCCAACGUUACCAUAUCUCUCCCUCCAGCCAUUUUAUAGUUGAUGUGCGCAGCAGGGAGGAUGGAGUGAAGUAUGCUGAACUUGUGCUUGUGAAAGCAAUGGACAGAGAGGCUGAAGAUUCCUACACAAUUGAAGUGACGGCAACAGAUGGCGGAGAGCCACCCAGAUCCGGAUCAAUGACUGUUCAUAUCAAAGUGCUGGAUUUUAAUGACAACAGCCCAACGUUUGAGCACAACUCACUAAAAGUUGAACUUUAUGAGGAUUCACCCAUAGGUUACCAAGUGCUGAAAGUGCAUGCGUUUGACCCAGAUGCUGGCAUCAAUGGCGAGGUAGUGUAUGGAUUUGUAGAAGACACAUCAUCUGAAGCAAUGCGCAUUUUUAAUGUAGACCGAAUUUCCGGUGCUGUAACUUUAAAAACAUUGGUUGAUUAUGAGAAGCAGAGGUCUUAUGAAUUGAACAUUAAAGCAUCCGAUUUAGGCACAAAUUCUAUUCCAUCAACCUGCAAAGUUGUUGUUGAUGUUGUAGAUGUAAAUGAUAACGCACCAGAAAUCACUAUCAAGCCAAUGACCUCGACUAGUGAUGGUGUAGCUUACAUCACGGAGGCCGCAGCGGAGGAAAGUUUUGUUGCGCUGAUCAGCACCUCGGACAGUGACUCUGGCUCGAACGGUUACGUGCGCAGCAGCCUACACGGCCACGAUCAUUUCAAGCUGCAACAGGCCUACGGGGACACUUUUAUGAUUGUAACAACCACCACUUUAGAUAGAGAGAAGAUCCCAGAGUAUAACCUCACUGUAGUCGCUGAAGACCUCGGAACACCACCUUUCAAAACAGUGAAGCAGUAUACCAUCAGAGUGACCGACGAGAACGACAACGCCCCCCUCUUCAGUAAAUCCAUUUAUGAAGUUUCUGUCCUGGAAAAUAAUAUCCCUGGGUCAUAUAUAACUACUGUUGUAGCACGUGACCUUGAUAUGGGUAAAAAUGCCAAAGUAUCAUACAAACUAAUUGAUUCAGAUGUUGUGGGUGAGGCCUCCAUUUUGACUUAUGUGUCUAUCGACCCAGUGUCAGGGUCAUUGUAUAGUCUGAGAUCUUUUGAUUUUGAAACCGUCCAACAGAUUGAAUUAACCAUCCAGGCUGAUGACAAGGGCUCACCUCAGCUGUCAAGCACAUCCAUGAUCAGAAUCAAAGUGGUUGAUCAGAACGACAACUAUCCCUAUUUCACCUUUCCUGUUAUGCUGAAUGACUCUGCUGAAGUUCCUCUUCCUGUCAAUGCACCACUGGGGUACCUGGCCCUAUGGGUCAAGGGUCAGGAUGAGGAUGAGGGCAUGAAUGGUGAGCUCAGCUUCAGAAUCGUACAAGGUGACUCUAACCUAUUUUCAAUCAAUAAAGACACUGGAGAAAUAGCUCUUAAACAGGGGCUGGCCUCUGCUAUUGGAAAUGUUUUGGAAAUCAAAAUUGCAGUGAGUGACAAUGGGAGAUCCCCCCUCUCCAGCAGUGCCACCAUUCACUUUGUUGUCACAGAUUCGCAGCUCUCAGACGACCAAGUUGUCAUUGUACUACGUUCAACUGAUGAGGAAGACGCAGGCUUGGAUGUUUCAGUAGUAGUUAUCAUAAUGCUCGGUGGGGGUUGUGCUCUGCUGCUGAUUGCCAUAGUGAUUGUUGUUAUCACAUGCAAGUUGAAUCAAGGAGGGAAGGAUCAAGACUCCAAGAGAGACGUGUCUCACGUCCUGUUUGACUCCAGGCAUCAUCCCAGGCUCAACUCUGCAGAACCCAACAUGUACGGUGGACCAAGAGGUUUCCUCAAUGAAAGGACCUCUUCAUCUCUUGAUGAGUCCAGCCUGUAUGAGGAGAAAAAUGGAGACUUGGAGUCACAGAUGUUCCUGCCUCCUAAGCCUUUCCUACCAACAUCUAUGUGGCAAGGGGAAAAAUACUGCCUGCAAAUGAGUGGCAUUGACCAGCAGAGCGUAAAGGACAGUGGCAAGGGAGACAGUGACUUCAAUGACAGUGACUCUGACAUCAGUGGGGAUGGAGGCAAGAGGAACCUCAGCACCUUCCAGCCCUGGGCCAAAAGCUCCUUCCAUGCCACUAACACCCUCGCAGUGGAUUGUCAAGGCACUUACUGUGUAAUACCAACCCAAAGCUUCCAGGCCCCACUAGAAAAUGCAUACACAAUUGGCUUUUCCCAAGCACCGGUGUACAACAAUCCCCAUGCCUAUCCCCACUCCUGGAAAGACUUUGGCUAUAGCACUAGCAUUCCCAAAGCAAGAAACACCAUGCAGACGUUCUCUCAUCACACAGGUACACUCCCCUCUUACUUCGCCCAUCAGAAAAGGCAAUCUGCUGCCGGACUUGCUGAAAUUCAGGAGCACAACCAAGAUAUUACUACAGUGGCAACCAUAUCUGAAGUUGCCACCAUUUUUUAAACACCCUGCCAAGUAAAUAUACAGAUGGUUAUUUAUAGAUAUGCACUAGAUUCUACAGAUACUGGUUAAACUGAUAGACAUAUGGACAUUUCAUGUAUGAAAAGGAAAGCAACUUGAUGCAUAAUGAAAACAGCUGAUGUAUAUUUUCUUUGAUUCAAUUGUGAAGAUGUAGGUUGUGUAUAUAUUGAUAUUCUUAUUGUAUGAACAUUUGUAAAAAAAUAAAUGUGUUUGUUUAAUGAAUAAACACAAUAUUAAAUCAAUGAGAGAUACAGUAUGUGCAUAAUUGUUUAUGAGAUAAGACCAUUUCCCUGUCAUCUUGUUUAGCAUGACUUUUCUCUUAUGGUCACACACCAAGAACUUUACCCACUGGGCUUGACUUCCCCAUGAACUCAUAUAUAUAGUUCCUUCAGAGUAUUUACACCCCUUGACUUUUUCCACAUUUUCUUCUUUCUUUCUGUGUUACCGCCCUAAUGUCAA